AAAUUGGUCUCCGUGGCUGUCAUCUCAGAAAGAAGUCUCUUCUAAAGACGAUGCACAAGAGAGCGCACAAACAGUUUGCUGAAGUCGGGUUGGUGCCCACACGCACUAUUGACACUGUGGACACAAUUUGGACAUUUUCAGGAGGAGUGUACCCAUUUUUGUUGCCAGCCGUUUAGACGUUAAUGGUUGUGUGUUGAGUAAUGUUAAGGGGACAGUGAAUUUACAGCUAUCCAAGUUGCACACUGACUACUUCACAUUAUAUCAAAGUGUUGUUUUAGCGUUGUUCCAUGAAAAGAUAGAAUGAAAUAUUGGCAGGAAUGUGAGUGCGUGGUGUACAGUAAUCACUUUUGGGACAUAUUGUAUGUCCUUUUAGGGAUUAUGAUGCAACAUCUUCUGUAAAAUGUCUAAAAAUGUGUUUAGAGUAGGAAUAAACUAGCUUUUUUUUUGAGUGUCUGUUUGACUGUUUCAGCAUUGACGCCAUAAAGACACAGAGACAAUUCAGUGAACAGAAUUGUCGUGUUUUUAAAAAGUGUCCAUUUCCAAAUGGCAUUCAUGCUUUUAAUGAUCCAGACCCUUCGGCUUCCUGUGUGAAAAUGUCGUUUCGGCUCUCCUGUGUAGAUAAAUGCUGCUGCAUCCCUUGCCAGCAUGCAGCACUGAAUCGUUUACUCAAACUGGAUUGGACGUCUUGCAUGCAAGGAGCAAACGAAGGGCUUUGUCAUCCCCUUAAGAUCUUUGGCGACUGCGGUCGUGAAUUGUAAUGUUAAUCACGACGUAAAUGUGGUUUUCUCAAAGCAGCGUGCUCUCUCAGCAGUGUUGCUGUUCAGGUGUUGUAGUGCUGAAACCGUUGGGUUACUAACCUCUUGUGUUUAGGGACGGAGCCUGUCCGAGAAGAGGGACUCCUCAUUAGCUGUGCAUGGCUAAUUUAUUGAUUUGUCCCCUUUUGUCCUGCAUGAAAACAAGCCACUGGGGAACACAGAAGGAAGGAAAUGAGCGAUCCGUAAUGUGCCACAUGCAUCACAAGCACGGCAUACGGGAAGUGUCCUGAUCAUGCUGUGAAGAUCAGCACACACAAGCAAGGUGGCCCUUUGCCCUUUCAGCAAUAAGGUAUAGCUGCAACCCGCUGCCAGCCAAGAUGGUGGUGCUAUCGCUGAAAAUCUGCGUUCGCCACUGCAACGUGGUGAAGACCAUGCAGUUUGAGCCGUCCACGGCCGUCUAUGACGCCUGCAGGAUCAUCCGGGAAAGAGUUCCUGAGGCUCAAACCGGACAGGCUUCAGAUUAUGGUCUGUUUCUGUCUGAUGAAGACCCCAGAAAAGGCAUCUGGCUGGAGUCUGGCAGGACACUAGACUACUACAUGCUCCGCAAUGGGGACAUUCUUGAAUACAAGAAGAAGCAGAAGCCCCAGAAAAUCAAAAUGCUGGACGGGGCCGUAAAAACCAUCAUGGUGGAUGACUCUAAAACAGUCGGGGAGCUGCUUGUGACGAUAUGCAGUAGAAUAGGUAUCACUAACUACGAGGAGUACUCACUGAUCCAGGAGAUGGUGGAGGAGAAGAAAGACGACGGGAUGGGCACGCUGAAGAAAGACAGAACACUGCUGCGUGACGAGAGGAAGAUGGAGAAGCUGAAAGCCAAACUGCACACAGACGAUGACUUGAACUGGCUGGACCACAGCAGGACUUUCAGGGAGCAAGGCGUGGACGAGAACGAGACGCUUCUGCUGCGACGCAAGUUCUUCUACUCGGACCAAAAUGUAGACUCCCGUGACCCGGUCCAGCUAAACCUUCUUUACGUGCAGGCUCGAGAUGACAUCCUAAAUGGUUCGCACCCCGUGUCAUUCGACAAGGCUGGCGAGUUUGGCGGGAUUCAGGCCCAGAUCCAGUUUGGACCUUUCAUAGAGCACAAACACAAACCUGGAUUCUUAGACUUGAAGGAGUUUUUACCCAAAGAGUACAUAAAGCAAAGAGGAUCAGAGAAGAAAAUAUUCCAGGAGCACAAAAACUGCGGAGAAAUGACUGAGAUCGAAGCUAAAGUGAAAUAUGUCAAACUGGCAAGGUCUCUGAGGACUUAUGGAGUGUCUUUCUUCUUGGUCAAGGAAAAGAUGAAGAGCAAGAACAAGCUGGUGCCACGCCUGCUGGGCAUCACCAAAGAGUCGGUGAUGAGAGUGGAUGAGAAGACCAAAGACGUGGUGCAAGAGUGGCCGCUCACCACUGUCAAGAGGUGGGCCGCCUCGCCCAAGAGCUUCACACUGGACUUCGGGGAGUACCAGGAGAGCUACUACUCUGUUCAGACCACCGAAGGGGAGCAGAUAUCUCAGCUUAUUGCGGGUUACAUCGACAUCAUCCUCAAAAAGAAACAAAGCAAGGACCGUUUUGGGAUGGAAGGCGACGAGGAAGCAACCAUGCUUGAGGAAUCUGUGUCGCCUAAAAAGUCCACCAUUCUCCAGCAGCAGUUCAACCGCGUGGGACGGGCGGAGCACGGCUCGGUGGCGCUACCCGGGGUGAUUCGAUCGGGCUCCAUCGGCACCGAGUCGCUCAGUAUGGGCAGCAUGCCGUCUCCUCAGCAGCAGAUAACAAUGGGGCAGAUGCACCGUGGACAUAUGCCACCACUGAGCUCAGCCCAACAAGCUCUAAUGGGAACCAUCAACACCAGUAUGCAAGCUGUGCAGAAGGCCCAGAUUGACUUGGGGGAGGUGGAUAACCUGCCUCCACUCGGACAGGAUAUGGCCUCCAAGGUGUGGAUCCAGAACAAGAUGGAUGAAUCCAAACAUGAGAUUCACUCUCAGGUUGACGCCAUCACUGCAGGAACUGCUUCCGUCGUCAACCUCACAGCCGGCGACCCGACCGACACGGACUACACCGCAGUGGGCUGCGCCAUCACCACCAUCUCCUCCAACCUGACAGAGAUGUCCAAGGGCGUUAAGCUGUUAGCUGCUCUCAUGGAGGACGAGGUGGGCGGGGGUAACGACCUGAUGAAGGCUGCCAGGACGCUAGCGGGAGCUGUGUCCGACCUGCUCAAGGCCGUGGAGCCCGCAUCUGGAGAGCCAAGGCAGACUGUGCUGACAGCAGCAGGCAGCAUCGGCCAGGCCAGUGGAGACCUCCUUCGACAGAUUGGAGAGAACGAAACAGACGAGAGGUUCCAGGAUGUCCUGAUGAACCUGGCCAAAGCAGUAGCCAACGCUGCAGCCAUGUUGGUCCUGAAGGCCAAGAACGUGGCCCAGGUCGCCGAGGACACUGUCCUCCAGAACCGAGUCAUUGCCGCCGCCACCCAGUGCGCCCUAUCCACCUCCCAGCUGGUGGCGUGUGCCAAGGUGGUGAGUCCCACCAUCAGCUCCCCCGUUUGCCAGGAACAGCUCAUCGAAGCAGGGAAGCUGGUGGACCGCUCUGUGGAGAGCUGCGUCCAGGCCUGCCUCUCUGCUACGGAGGAUGGAGAGCUCCUCAAACAGGUGAGUGCAGCGGCCAGCGUGGUGAGUCAGGCUCUGGAAGAUCUCCUGCAACACGUCCGCCAGUACACCUCCAGGGGAGAGCCUAUUGGCCGCUACGACCAGGCCACUGACACCAUCAUGACCGUCACUGAGAGUAUCUUCAGCUCCAUGGGGGAUGCAGGAGAGAUGGUCCGUCAGGCCCGUGUGCUGGCCCAGGCCACGUCAGACCUGGUGAACGCCAUGAGGUCUGACGCAGAAGCUGAAAUUGACGUCGACAACUCCAAGAAGUUGCUGGCAGCUGCUAAAUUGUUGGCUGACGCCACUGCGAGGAUGGUGGAGGCAGCAAAGGGUGCAGCAGCGUAUCCCGAGAACGAGGAUCAGCAGCAGCGACUGAGGGAGGCUGCGGAGGGUUUACGUGUGGCCACCAACGCCGCAGCUCAGAACGCCAUCAAAAAGAAGCUGAUCAACAGACUGGAGAAUGCUGCCAAACAAGGUGCAGCCGCAGCCACCCAAACCAUUGCUGCUGCUCAGAAUGCUGCUGCCUCCAACAAGAACACUGCCGCUCACCAGCAGUUGGUCCAGAGCUGCAAGGCGGUGGCUGACCACAUCCCUCAGCUGGUCCAGGGGGUGCGAAGCAGUCAGGCCAAACCGGACGACCUCAGUGCACAACUUGCCCUCAUUAUUGCCAGCCAGAACUUCCUACAGCCCGGUAGUAAGAUGGUGACCUCGGCCAAGUCUUCUGUUCCCACGGUGACGGAUCAGGCUGCUGCCAUGCAACUGGGUCAGUGUGCCAAGAACCUGGCCACCUGUCUGGCCGAGCUGAGGACGGCUGCACAGAAGGCUCAUGAAGCUUGUGGCCCCAUGGAGAUUGACUCUGCCCUCACCGCCAUCCAGACACUGAGAAGUGAGCUGCAGGAUGCCAGGCUGGCUGCCGGCAACUCGCAGCUGAAACCUCUGCCUGGAGAAUCGUUGGAGAAAUGUGCUCAAGAGCUGGGCAGCACAUCCAAGUCAGUUGGGUCCUCGAUGGCUCAAUUGCUCACCUGUGCUGCACAAGGCAAUGAACACUACACAGGCAUAGCGGCCAGGGAAACAGCCCAGGCCUUGAAGGCUCUGGCCCAGGCGGCCCGCGGAGUCGCCGCGUCCAUCGCUGACCCCAAAGCCUCGACUGCCAUGCUGGACUCGGCACGUGAUGUCAUGGAGGGCUCGGCGCUUCUCAUUCACGAAGCCAAACAGGCGCUGAUCUCCCCUGGAGAUGCCGACAGUCAGCAGAGGUUGGCACAGGUGGCCAAGGCUGUCUCUCAUUCCUUGAACAACUGCGUCAACUGUCUGCCCGGUCAGAAGGACGUGGACAUGGCUCUCAGGAGCAUCGGUGAGGCCAGCAAGAAGCUCCUGAUUGAAAGUAUCCCCCCGGCCUCCAAGACGUUUCAGGAGGCGCAGAGCGAGCUCAAUCAAACGGCGGCCGACCUGAACCAAUCUGCCGGUGAGGUGGUCCACGCUUCUCGAGGCUCCAGCAGCCAGCUGGCAGUGGCAUCCGGGAAGUUCAGCGAAGACUUUGAUGAGUUUCUGGACGCUGGCAUUGAGAUGGCGGGGCAUACUCAGAAGAGGGACGACCAGGUACAGAUCAUCAGCAACCUGAAGAACAUCUCCAUGGCCUCCAGCAAGCUGCUGCUGGCCGCCAAGAGUCUGUCAGUGGAUCCUGCAGCAGCAAACGCCAAGAACCUGCUAGCAGCUGCUGCUAGAGCUGUGACCGACAGCAUCAACCAGCUGAUCACGCUGUGCACUCAGCAGGCGCCUGGCCAGAAGGAGUGCGAUAACGCCCUGAGAGAGCUCGAGGCUGUCCGAGGAAUGCUGGACAACCCCAAUGAACCCGUCAAUGACCUCUCUUACUUUGACUGCAUUGAGAGUGUCAUGGAAAAUUCCAAGGUCUUGGGCGAGUCCAUGGCAGGCAUUUCCCAGAACUGCAAGACGGGAGAUGUUACGUCAUUUGGAGACUGCGUAGGAUCGGCGUCCAAAGCUCUGUGUGGGCUCACAGAAGCUGCUGGACAGGCCUCUUAUUUGGUGGGUGUGUCGGACCCCAACAGUCAGGCAGGUCACCAGGGUUUGGUGGACCCCAUCCAGUUUGCUAAGGCCAACCAGGCUAUCCAGAUGGCCUGUCAGAAUCUCAUCGACCCAGAAAGUAGCCCCUCUCAGGUCCUUUCAGCGGCCACCAUCGUUGCAAAGCACACAUCAGCGCUCUGCAACUCCUGCCGGCUGGCUUCGUCAAAGACCACCAACCCUGUUGCCAAGCGGCACUUUGUCCAGUCUGCUAAGGAGGUGGCCAACAGCACCGCCAACCUGGUUAAAACCAUUAAGGCUCUCGAUGGAGACUUCUCAAAUGAAAACAGGAACAGGUGUCGAGUGGCCACGUCUCCGCUCAUCGAAGCGGUGGAAAACCUGACGACAUUCGCAUCCAACCCUGAGUUUGCCAGCAUCCCCGCUCAAAUCAGCCACGAGGGCUCAGAAGCUCAGGAGCCGAUCCUCCAGUCGGCUCGCUCCAUGCUCGACAGCUCCACCUACCUGCUCAAGACCGCACGCUCAUUGGUUAUCAACCCUAAAGACCCACCCACCUGGUCUGUUUUGGCUGGUCACUCCCGCACCGUCUCCGACUCCAUCAAGAGUCUCAUCACUGCCAUACGGGACAAGGCCCCAGGCCAGCGGGAGUGCGACUCAUCCAUUGAUAACGUCAACAAAUGCAUCCGGGACAUUGAGCAGGCCUCUCUGGCUGCGGUCAGCCAGAACUUACCCAGCAGGGACGACAUCUCACUGGAGGCCCUGCAAGAACAGCUGACAUCCUCCGUGCAAGAAAUUGGCCACUUAAUCGACCCUGUUUCCACCGCUGCCAGAGGCGAAGCUUCCCAACUAGGACACAAGGUGACCCAACUGGCCCGCUACUUUGAACCGCUGAUCAAGGCCGCGGUGGGCGUGGCAUCUAAACUGAAUGACCACCAGCAGCAAAUGACCUUCCUGGAUCAGACCAAGACCCUGGCUGAGUCUGCCCUGCAGAUGCUCUACGCUGCCAAGGAGGGAGGAGGAAACCCAAAGGCGUCCCACACGCAUGACGCCAUCGCCGAGGCAUGCCAGCUCAUGAAGGAGGCGGUGGAUGACAUCAUGGUGACGCUGAACGAGGCCGCCAGUGAAGUCGGCAUGGUGGGGGGUAUGGUGGAUUCCAUCGCAGAGGCCAUGGCCAGGCUGGAUGAAGGAACGCCACCUGAACCUGAGGGCUCCUUCGUGGACUACCAGACCAGUAUGGUCAAACACUCCAAGGCUAUUGCAGUCACUGCUCAGGAAAUGAUGACGAAAUCGGUGACGUGUCCAGACGAGCUGGGGGGUCUGGCCUCACAGGUGACCGUAGACUUCAGCCAGCUGGCCGUACAGGGACGCAUGGCCGCACACACGGCCGAGCCAGAAGAGAUUGGUUUCCAGAUUAAGACCAGAGUACAGGAGCUGGGCCACGGAUGCAUCUUCUUGGUCCAGAAGGCCGGAGCGCUGCAGAUGACUCCUUCUGACAGCUUCACCAAACGAGAGCUUAUCGACUGUGCCCGUGCUGUCACGGAGAAGGUGUCCUUGGUGCUGUCGGCCCUCCAGGCAGGCAACAAAGGUACACAGGCCUGCAUCACAGCGGCCAGCGCCGUGUCGGGCAUCAUCGCAGAUCUGGACACCACAAUCAUGUUUGCCUCCGCUGGCACGCUCAACGCAGAGAAUGACGAGUCCUUCGCCGACCACAGAGAAAACAUUUUAAAGACAGCCAAGGCUCUGGUGGAGGACACAAAGAUGUUGGUGUCUGGAGCCGCUUCCGGCCAGGACAAGUUGGCUCAGGCGGCCCAGUCUUCUGCCAAAACCAUCACGCAGCUCACUGAUGUGGUCAAACUGGGAGCCGCCAGCAUUGGCUCUGAUGAUCCAGAGACACAGGUGGUUCUGAUAAAUGCUAUAAAAGAUGUUGCCAAGGCACUAGCAGAGCUCAUUAGUGCCACAAAGUGUGCCUCCGGCAAAGCAGCAGACGACCCCUCAAUGUACCAGCUGAAGAGCGCCGCCAAGGUAAUGGUGACCAACGUGACGUCCCUGCUAAAAACAGUCAAGGCCGUAGAGGACGAGGCCACGCGAGGCACCAGAGCGCUGGAGGCCACCAUUGAAUGCAUCAAACAGGAAAUGGCGUUAUUCCAGUCCAGGGACCCUCCUAGCAAAACAACCACACCUGAAGAAUUCAUCCGCAUAACCAAGGGUAUCACCAUGGCGACAGCUAAAGCGGUGGCUGCUGGGAAUUCGGCCCGACAGGAGGACAUCAUCCACACGGCUAACCUGAGUCGCAAGGCUAUUUCUGACAUGCUUGCCAGCUGCAAGCAAGCAGCCUAUCACCCCGAUGUCAACGAGGACGUGAAGAACAGGGCGCUGAGAUUCGGAUCAGAGUGCACUACUGGAUAUAUUGAGCUACUGGAACAAGUACUCUUGGUAUUGCAGAGGCCCACUCCUGAGCAGAAGCAGCAGCUGGCAGUGUGCUCAAAACGAGUGGCCGGAGCCGUCACUGAACUCAUCCAGUCUGCUGAGGCCAUGAAAGGUUCUGAGUGGGUGGACCCUGAGGACCCCACUGUGAUUGCAGAGACGGAGCUGCUCGGGGCGGCGGCGUCCAUCGAGGCGGCUGCUAAGAAGCUGGAGCAGCUCAAACCUCGAGCCAAGCCAAAGUUGGCAGAUGAGACGUUAAACUUUGAAGAGCAGAUCCUGGAGGCCGCAAAGUCCAUCGCUGCCGCCACCAGCGCCUUGGUCAAGUCCGCCUCUGCUGCCCAAAGAGAGCUGGUGGCUCAGGGCAAAGUGGGCUCCAUCCCGGCCAAUGCCGUAGACGACGGGCAGUGGUCUCAAGGUCUCAUAUCGGCUGCACGUAUGGUGGCGGCAGCCACAAGCAACUUGUGCGAGGCUGCAAACGCAUCCGUGCAAGGCCACGCCAGUGAGGAAAAACUCAUCUCUUCGGCCAAGCAGGUGGCGGCCUCCACUGCACAGCUGCUGGUGGCCUGCAAGGUGAAGGCUGACCAAGACUCUGAGGCCAUGAGGAGACUGCAGAUUGCUGGCAACGCAGUGAAAAAGGCGUCUGACAACCUGGUGAGAGCCGCUCAAAAGGCAGCGUUUGACAAAGCAGAUGAAGACAACGUGGUGGUCAAGACCAAGUUUGUGGGCGGCAUUGCACAGAUCAUCGCGGCCCAGGAAGAGAUGCUGAGGAAGGAAAGGGAGCUGGAGGAAGCCAGAAAGAAGCUGGCUCAGAUCCGACAGCAGCAGUACAAGUUCUUGCCUAGUGAGCUGCGUGAGGACAACAACUAAAGAAGCCACCUUCUCCUUGAAGUGGACGUCUUUAUGUCUCAGCUGCUGUGUCACUGACUGAUUACAACCAACCAGUCUCACACGGCCAGGAGGUCUUAAACGGUGACAACAUGAAGAUUGUGGCAACUUAAAUGGUGCCGGCGUGUAACAACAUAGCUACUUCGACUGAUCUCAAACAGAAUGUGACCCACUUGGGACUGACCGUGUCAAAUGUCUCUUUUCUUCUCAUUCAUCCACUUAAAACCUGUUUACCUGCAUUGGAGCAUGUACUAUACAGUGCAUAGAAGACGCUCCCAUAUUGUGUGAAUGUGUUGCAACACAGUUCAUGAACACUGACACGGAGGAUGGCUUAACAUAUUUGUUGGGCCACGCUGUAAAUGUGAAUCAUGGACAUUUGUUUUGGGACUUACCGUGCUGUUUUAGGAGAGCUGCAUGUCUUUUUGACCUUGAAUUGAGUGUGCCGUGCCGAUGCAUUUCUGCACAGGUGACUUGGUACUCACCGUAGAAGGAAUAUUUAUUAUUAUUUUGAGGAUAUUUUUAGCAGACCGGUGCCGAUGUGAUAGUCAGAGAAGGAAAAAAUAAUAAUCUUAACUGCCUCUCUUCUGCCAACCUUCUCUGUUAGGAAUGGAACAUGAUGCAAUAACAAGGAUGGUGCUGUAGAGGGCAGUGUUGGUGUCCUAAUGUAAUAAUAAACAAUGGAAGCUAUGUUUAUUUUGUUGCUACCAUCAAAUCAUUUUAGGUAAUCUGCUAAAUUGGCUGCUAAUUAGAAAUACCUGAAAUUCUCUAGUUUUCCAACAUAAAUUCAAUCAAUCUUUCAUUUUUUACUUAAGGGUGCGGCUUUAUGAAUACAAUAUCUGCACAAGAGGAGCCGUUUGUUUACCAAAUGUGAUUGUAUCUGCCUUACUUUACAGCCUGUGUUACAUUAUCAUUGUACCUCUAGAGUGUAUGGUAAUGUUAGUGCAUGGCUAGGGAUGCAUCUUACCAUAGAAUAGAGACAACCGUGUAACUUAAAAUGAGCAUUUAAUGUUUGCGAGAUUGGGUGGAGUAUGGAGUGUUUUUGUAUUGUGUGUGUGUGUGUGUGUGUGUGUGCGCGCGUGUGCUCAUCCGUCUGAUGUGUAGUGUUAUUAUUAGUGCCUUAGUCUGUAGCCUAUCCGGUGUCUACAUGGAUGUGUGGGAGUGACAGCUCCACAUCGUAUGUCAAUAGAAGUUGAUGCACAAGCACGUUUUGGGAAUCUCGUUUGUUGUUGUUGUUGGGUGUUAACGUCCUACACGUGCUUCAGUUAACUGCAAUUUCAUGUUCCAUCUUUCUCUCCAAUUUAAGGGAUGAGAGUACUGGUUCAUAAUGUUUUUAUGAUGUUUCUCAUUCAGCCGGACAUACUUAAGGCCUUUUGGGGCCGUGAGAGUAUUGGUGCACUGCAUUUUCAUGAGGUUUCUCUCAUUUAAAGCCCUUUUAGGGCAUGAGAGUACGGGGUCAGUUCAUUCAUUAUGACAUUGAAGGUCUUUUUGAUGCAUGAUAGUACUGGUUGACUGCGUUGUUACGAUGUUUGUCUCUCAUUCCGGUGAGUGAUGGUACUCGUUCACUGCAUUUUCAUCAUCUAAGCACCAAUUCACUGCAUCUCCAUGAGGUUUCUCAUUCAUUCGGACACAUUUUAGACCUUUUUGGGGUAUGAUAGCGUCUGUUCACUGCAUUUUCAUGAGGUUCACAUUCAUUUAAGGUUAUUUUGGGGCGCGAGGGUACUGGUUCGCUGGAUUUUCACAAUGUUUGACACGUGAAAUCCGGAAUAGCGUGAGUGAUGGUACUCUUACAACAUUUUCAUGAUGUGUCAUUCAUUCUGACACAUUGUAGGCCUUUAUGAGGCAUGGGAAUACUGGUUCACUGCAUUUUUGUGGUGUUUCCCCAUUCAUUCUAACACAUGUAAGGCCUUUGUAAGGAUUAGAGUACUGGUUCGCUACAUUUUCAUAAUGUUUCUCAUUCAACCUUUGCGUUUCAGGGCAUCGAAGUGCUGGUUCACUGCAAUUUCUCACCAAUUCUGACUCGUGUAAGGCAUUUUUAGAGGACAGGCCUACUGGUUCUCUGCAUUUUCAUGCAAUUUCUCAUUCAUUCUACCACAUUUCAGGGUUUUGGGGUGAAAACAGUCGUCUCUGGCAUGCACCUGUAGCAUUAAAGGGAUAGUUCAGGUUUUUUGACACAAAGUUGUAUGACAUCCCCAUCAGCAGUGUAGUGCAUCAAGAGUUUACUUACCUCCCCCCAGUUUGUCCCUUGAGACAAACUGGGGGGAGGUAAGUCACUCUUGUUGUCCCUCGAGACAAACUGGGGGGAGGUAAGGUACUCUUGAUGUACUACACUGCUGAUGGGGAUGUCAUACUUCGUGUCAAAAAAUCCAAACUAUCCCUUUAAAACAACAACAAAUAUUUGUGUCCAUCUGCUUCCUUUUUUUUCUGAUGUCAUGAUCUCACAGACAUUUUAUGAAUCGGCGUCCUCUCAUCCCUUCCCGCCCUUUAACAAACUAUAAACGUGAACGUUUCUGUCACCAUGAAGCUGUUGUGAGACAUUUUUAAGACUAAUGGAAAUGUUCUGUACACUUAGCAGAUAGACGAUAAAGGUUAGUGAUAGCAAAUAUAAGAUAUUUAUCUUGCCACGAUGAAACUAUUUUUUGUAUUUACUGGAAAUAAAGCAUUUCAUUGUGUCUCAAUUUGUGUG
Molecule: messenger RNA, 11462 nt
Organism: Dunckerocampus dactyliophorus (ringed pipefish)
Lineage: Eukaryota; Metazoa; Chordata; Actinopteri; Syngnathiformes; Syngnathidae
Gene: tln2a
Product: talin 2a
Exons: 58
Coding region: 1133-8761 (2542 amino acids)
Biological process (GO): cell-cell adhesion
Cellular component (GO): focal adhesion; ruffle; cytoskeleton
Molecular function (GO): integrin binding; actin filament binding; structural constituent of cytoskeleton
Source: RefSeq, a predicted model, not a curated record